This is a messenger RNA of Pygocentrus nattereri (red-bellied piranha), 4208 nucleotides long. RefSeq names its product leucine rich repeat containing 8 VRAC subunit Da (gene lrrc8da). The record is from RefSeq and is a predicted model, not a curated record. Gene Ontology annotation, molecular function: protein binding. Lineage: Eukaryota; Metazoa; Chordata; Actinopteri; Characiformes; Serrasalmidae. The transcript has 2 exons. The coding region runs from base 164 to 2674 and encodes 836 amino acids.
UGAAAGCGUGCCCGGUUGGGCUGCGUGGAAACUGGUCAGGGCCAGCCAGCAGGGCCUUGGGACUUUUUCUGUGGCAACUUUUGUCCACUAAAUUUCAUCGUCCUGUGAAGUUCAGCCCUCUAUGGAUGUAGCGUGACAUCCCGGGAACAAAUUCCACCACGAGAUGUUUACUCUCACAGAAGUUGCCUCACUUAAUGACGUCCUUCCGACCUACCGGAUACUGAAGCCAUGGUGGGAUGUUUUUAUGGACUAUCUCGGGCUGGUCAUGUUGAUGUUGGCCAUUUUUGCCGGGACUAUGCAGAUAACCAAAGACCAAGUGGCAUGUCUUCCCAUUCUAGAGGAGAGUACAAACCCCUACACAACACAGAGCCCUACACAAUUCUUCACGUCAUCACUUGGUGCUGCGCCUGUAGCCACUCAGGAUCUUCCCGACAGCACAGUGCAUGAAAUGCAUCAGACUGUGCGUACUCCAGUUUGGAGCCAAAGUGCCCUUACCUCAACAGAACCUCAACCCAAAGGCCUACGAACAAACUUGGACUUCCAGCAGUACGUUUUCGUCAACCAGAUGUGCUACCAUGUUGCCUUGCCUUGGUAUUCCAAGUAUUUUCCUUACCUUGUCCUCAUCUACACCAUAUUGCUGAUGGUGAGCAGCAAUUUUUGGUUCAAAUACCCAAAGACCAGCUCAAAGAUCGAACACUUUGUGUCCAUCUUGGGCCGUUGUUUCGAAUCACCCUGGACUACAAAAGCACUUUCUGAAACGGCCUGUGAGGACUCUGAAGAAAACAAGCAAAGGAUCAUCGCUGGCCAAACUGCAUCUAAGCAAGUCUCCACAGAUAGUCAGGAGGAUGGCUCCAAUGCAACAUCACCUAUACUAGAUAACAGCGAGGUCAGAUUUUCUGCUGAGAAAAUUGUUCCUGAAGGCCCAAGCUUGACGAUUUUGGACAAAAAAGAUGGGGAGCAGGCCAAGGCUCUCUUUGAGAAGGUGCGAACGUUUCGGGCUCACGUAGAGGAUAGUGACUUCAUCUACAAUCUCUAUGUGGCGCAAACAACUGUAAAGGCGCUAAAGCUAAUUUUUAUCCUAUGCUACACGUCCACUUUUGCCACAGAGAUCGAUUUCAUCCACAUUUGCACACCACAAAUUGAACACCUAACCGGAUAUGAUCAAUUCUUCUGCACUCAUAAUAUGGCAUUCAUGCUGAAGAAACUCCUCUACACGUUCCUGGCUAUAAUUAGCCUUUAUGGCCUCAUCUGCCUGUACGCCCUCUUCUGGCUGUUCCGCCGACCACUAAAGGAGUAUUCCUUUGAAAAAGUCAGAGAGGAGAGCAGCUUCAGUGACAUUCCUGACGUCAAAAACGACUUUGCAUUUCUCCUGCAUAUGGUCGACCAAUAUGAUCAGUUGCACUCAAAACGAUUUGCCGUUUUCCUGUCCGAGGUCAGUGAGAACAAACUGCGGGAAAUUAGCCUUAAUCACGAAUGGACAUUCGAGAAACUCCGGCAACAUGUGACAUCCAAUGCACAAGACAAGCAGGAGCUGCAUCUUUUCAUGCUUGCUGGACUCCCUAAUGCUGUGUUUGACAUCACUGAGCUUGAAGUCCUUAAAUUGGAGCUUAUUCCUGAGGUCAGAAUCUCAGCUAAGAUUUCACAAAUGACAAAUUUGCAAGAACUGCACUUGUAUCAUUCUCCCGCAAAGGUUGAACACACAGCUUUCACUUUCCUUCGAGAUCACUUGCGGUGCCUUCACGUAAAGUUUACAGAUGUUGCAGAAAUCCCUCCGUGGGUUUAUCUCUUGAGGAGCCUUAGGGAGCUGUACCUUGUUGGCAACCUAAGCUCAGAGCACAACAAGAUGAUUGGCUUGGAAUCCUUAAAGGAUUUGAGACACCUCAAGACGUUAUACCUGAAGAGCAAUCUCCACAAAAUACCCUCGACCCUUACAGAACUCUCGCUACAUCUCCUCAAGCUGGUGGUGCACAAUGAUGGAACAAAACUUGUGGUGCUGAACAGUCUUAAAAAGAUGACGAACCUGGUCGAGCUUGAGCUCCAUAACUGCGAGCUGGAGAGGAUCCCGCAUUCCAUUUUCAGCUUGACUACCCUGCAAGAGCUGGACUUGAAAUCCAACAGCAUUCGCACCAUCGAGGAGGUCAUGAGCUUCCAGCACCUUAAGAGACUGACCUGCCUCAAGCUGUGGCACAACAAAAUAGUUGCUAUUCCACAGUCCAUAGGCCAGGUGAAGAACCUUGAGUCUCUCUACCUCUCCUACAACAAACUGGAUUCCCUUCCAGCGGCCCUGUUUAACCUUCCGAAGCUUAGGCACCUGGAUCUCAGCCACAAUUCCAUUUCGUUGAUUCCAGCUGAGGUUGGACUUCUCCAGAACCUUCAGCACUUUGCUAUCACAAAUAAUAAAAUAGAGGUUCUUCCCAAAAAUCUGUUCAGAUGUACCAAAUUGAAAGUUCUCUGUUUGGGAAACAAUAGCAUAACAAUCCUACCGGAGUCAAUCGGACAGUUGGUACAGCUCACUCAGCUCGAGAUAAAAGGGAACUGUCUAGCACUGCUUCCAUACCAGCUUAGCCAGUGUCGCCAUCUCAAGAAAAGCCUCUUGGUUGUGGAGGAUCAUCUUUUUGACUCUCUGCCCCUUGAGGUAAAAGAGGAUAUGAGUAGAGAUAAUAAUAUGAUCUGAGUUCCACAAAAGUAACUGUUUAGCUGCAGGUUCCUUUGUUUCAAAUACAUAUAUGCCAUUUUAUUCUGAGGAAUGUAACCAAAAUAUCAAGUAACACUUUCCUUUCCAGUCUCAUAAACUCUAGGUAACUACUUUGGGUAACAUGAUGGUAGGUUCCGAGGAAGUCUCAACUAUAUUACACUGAAAUGCCCAACAGGUUCUAGGCAAGCUGGGUAAAUACGUGGUACAAACUCCACGGUAUUGUGUCACUACAUUGGUGACUUUGGGUAAAAAGAUUGAACACAAACGAAGUACAAAAAGUCUUACAUAGUAUGCACCUGUCUGUUACCUAUAAACGACAAUGAAUCUGGGCUCUAAAAGAAAGCAGUGAUUCUUACUAUGGUUUUGCUGGGGUCUCACCAUUUAUUUUCAAAAUCAUUAUCAAAAAAAUCUUUGGAUUUUGUGAUGUCAUUGUGCGCCAUUCAAUUUAUGUGGUACUUGGAGGUGUCUCUGAUUUACUUUCCAGCUUAAAUUUGUGAAAUUCAUGUGAAAUCUAGCAUAUCGCUGUUGUCGGAACAAAAACUUGUAUCUUCAAAGUGGUAACCUUAGAGGAGAAGGAAAAAACCUACUUUACUUUUAAUGCAAGUCAAUUGAACCUAACUUUUUUCCAAAUAAUUUUGAGCUGUUUCAUUUGGUCCAUUCAUCAUGAAAUUUACACACAAUGUAAAGGCCAAUAGGUACUUUUAAAUUAGCUCAAAAACUGAAAAGAUUUGUGCAGACAACAAUGAUAUGGAUGUACUUAUAAUCUUGCUACUACAAAUAAGGUAUUUUUCUGUGUCCGUUAUCAGAUUGAUAGCCGAAACCUGCUCAGUGUAAGUUAGUUAAAAUGUCUUGGUACUUAUCAUUUUACCUGAAAUAGUUACACCAUACUUUAAAGUUUGUACCCCAAACUUGUGCAAUUAAUACCUAGAACCUGUUGAGCAUUUCAGUGUAAUCUAAAGUGUCUCUGAACUUACCAUCAUGCUACCCAAAAUAAUUGUGCAGUACAUUGCAGUUUGUAGCUCACACCUACCUGUAUAUGCAGUUAUAUGCAAAAGUUUUGGCACUGUCGACUUGAGAAGUCUUGAGAAUAACCUAGACAAAGUCUAGUUAGAUGUAUUGCAAGAUGUCUUCAUACCAAGAUGUUCACCGAUCACCAGGUUGGUUCCUUUUCCCACAGGAAAGCAGGAGCGGAGAAUAAUUGUAGUGUUAUCACCCUCAAUUGGCCCAAACCCUCGCCUCCCCCAACAAUUAUCAAGGUUAUGUACUUGUGAUAGAGAGUCAUAGAAAAGUACAGAACAUUCUAAGAUGACCUAAAGGCAUUAAGCCCUUAGAGACAGAAUGACAAUUCUGAUACACGGCAUGUAGGGGUUACACAACUGACCACAAUCCAACAGCAUGCCGGUCAAAUUCCCCGUUUUGUUCAUUUUCAAAGUGUAACACAUUGUUUACAGAGAACACACUUAAAUGUGGCAUUUUGCUGCAAAUCUUAGUGCACAAUUUCUUUUUAUUAAUA